Pan troglodytes (chimpanzee) is the source of this 3788-nucleotide messenger RNA. RefSeq names its product immunoglobulin superfamily member 11 (gene IGSF11). The transcript has 11 exons. Lineage: Eukaryota; Metazoa; Chordata; Mammalia; Primates; Hominidae. Bases 580 to 1911 code for a protein of 443 amino acids. The record is from RefSeq and is a predicted model, not a curated record. Gene Ontology annotation, cellular component: cell-cell junction.
GACCCUGCAGUGCGCAGGCGAGCGCGGGGAGUACGCCAUGUCCUGAGAAGGGGCGAUUCUCAGGCUCUGGCAGUUACAGCUUCUCCUCACCCUGCCGAGCAACCAGGCCACGGGGCUCCGUGCAUCGCCACCUAGAGUGUUACCCUCUUCCUUGUUCACGGAGGUUCUCCGCAGUGUGUGAGAAAGAGGCCCUCUCUCAGAUGAAUGGAUAAAGAAAAUGCAGGACAUAUGGGGGGAGGAGCCAAGAUGGCCAAAUAGGAACAGCUCCGGUCUACAGCUCCCAGUGUGAGCGACACAGAAGACAGGUGAUUUCUGCAUUUCCAUCUGAGGCAAGAAGAAUAAAUGUCUUUGGUGGAACUUUUGCUCUGGUGGAACUGCUUUUCUAGAACUGCUCUACACAUAUUUGAGGGCCAGUGUCCUUAACUGAGUCUUGUAUAUUUGAGAAGCCGUAUGCCAUAAUGUAUUCUGGAGCACACUUCUUAGAUUUGAAUCUCAGCUAGCCCACUUACACACUUAGACCCAGAAAGAAGAGGGCAGCACACCUCAGGGCCAGCAGGAGGAAGGGGAGUCAUCCAGGACAUGUACUCUCAACUGGCGGUUGGGAAGAAGCCAGAAAGAGAUAGACAUGUGGGUGGAAGUCUUUACUGGGGUCCAUCUUGUUACCCAAGUGUCGCAGCAUCCCUGGAAGUGUCAGAGAGCCCUGGGAGUAUCCAGGUGGCCCGGGGUCAGACAGCAGUCCUGCCCUGCACUUUCACUACCAGCGCUGCCCUCAUUAACCUCAAUGUCAUUUGGAUGGUCACUCCUCUCUCCAAUGCCAACCAACCUGAACAGGUCAUCCUGUAUCAGGGUGGACAGAUGUUUGAUGGUGCCCCCCGGUUCCACGGUAGGGUAGGAUUUACAGGCACCAUGCCAGCUACCAAUGUCUCUAUCUUCAUUAAUAACACUCAGUUAUCAGAUACUGGCACCUACCAGUGCCUGGUCAACAACCUUCCAGACAUAGGGGGCAGGAACAUUGGGGUCACCGGUCUCACAGUGUUAGUUCCCCCUUCUGCCCCACACUGCCAAAUCCAAGGAUCCCAGGAUAUUGGCAGCGAUGUCAUCCUGCUCUGUAGCUCAGAGGAAGGCAUUCCUCGACCAACUUACCUUUGGGAGAAGUUAGACAAUACCCUCAAACUACCUCCAACAGCUACUCAGGACCAGGUCCAGGGAACAGUCACCAUCCGGAACAUCAGUGCCCUGUCUUCAGGUUUGUACCAGUGCGUGGCUUCUAAUGCUAUUGGAACCAGCACCUGUCUUCUGGAUCUCCAGGUUAUUUCACCCCAGCCCAGGAACAUUGGACUAAUAGCUGGAGCCAUUGGCACUGGUGCAGUUAUUAUCAUUUUUUGCAUUGCACUAAUUUUAGGGGCAUUCUUUUACUGGAGAAGCAAAAAUAAAGAGGAGGAAGAAGAAGAAAUUCCUAAUGAAAUAAGAGAGGAUGAUCUUCCACCCAAGUGUUCUUCUGCCAAAGCAUUUCACACUGAGAUUUCCUCCUCGGACAACAACACACUAACCUCUUCCAAUACCUACAACAGUCGAUACUGGAGCAACAAUCCAAAAGUUCAUAGAAACACAGAGUCAGUCAACCACUUCAGUGACUUGGGCCAGUCUUUCUCUUUCCACUCAGGCAAUGCCAACAUACCAUCCAUUUAUGCUAAUGGGACCCAUCUGGUCCCGGGUCAACAUAAGACUCUGGUAGUGACAGCCAACAGAGGGUCAUCACCACAGGUGAUGUCCAGGAGCAAUGGCUCAGUCAGUAGGAAGCCUCGGCCUCCACACACUCAUUCCUACACCAUCAGCCACGCAACGCUGGAACGAAUUGGUGCAGUACCUGUCAUGGUACCAGCCCAGAGUCGGGCCGGGUCCUUGGUAUAGGACAUGAGGAAAUGUUGUGUUCAGAAAUGAAUAAAUGGAAUGCCCUCAUACAAGGGGGAGGGUGGGGUGGGGAGUGCUGGGAAAGAAACACUUCCUUAUAAUUAGUAAAAUGCACAAAGAAGAAGACAGUGCUGUUACUUGGCCACUAAGAUGUGUAAAAUGGACUGGAAUGCUCCAUCAUGAAGACUUGCUUCCCCACCACAGAUGUCCUGGGAUUCUGCUGGAUCUCAAAGAUGUGCCAAGCCAAGGAAAAAGAUAUAAGAGCAGAAUAGCACUUAAAAUCCAAACUGCCGCCCAGAUGGGCUUGUUCUUCAUGCCUAACUUAAUAAUUUUUAAGAGACUAAAGUGCCAGAUGGAGUUUAAAUAUUGAAAUUAUUUUAAAAGGUAGGUGUCUUUAAGAAAAUAACAAGCAACCCUGUGAUAUGUUCCGUCUCUCCCAAUUCCCUCGUUAUAUAGAGGGCUUAAUGGUAUAAAUGGUUAAUAUUGGUCCCAACAGGGCUGACUCUUCUAUCAUAUAAUCAAAACUUUUUACAUGAGCAAAAUUCAGUAAGAAAUGGGGGAAGACAAAGGAAACGUCUUUGAGAAGCCCCUUCAUAUUUAUUUAUUUAUCUCUUCCUGAACCAUGAAUUUCAUAUGUGGAAUAUUGCUAUAUUGACAGAUUCUUGCCUGUCUGUGUUAUUCUAGGAUCUGUUACAGGUCCAUGGCAAUUACUGUUUAUUUUUUCCUGGAAAAAUAUUUUUUUAUAAAAGGCUUUUUUUUAAAAAUACAUGAGAGGCAUUGGGCUAAGAAAGAAAAGACUGUUGUAUAAUACCUUGUUCAAUGGUUGUAUUUAGUGAGCUCAUAGAGGUCCAGCAUAUCAUGACCGAGCUAGGUUGUGUGGGCAGGAAGGUAGGGCUAAGGGGUUGUAGCCUUGCUGGGCAGCCUCUCAGAGCAAGGUUGUUCAGAUCUCCCUUGCUAUUACAGUAGGUUACUAUUAAUGAGGGCAGCACCUGAUGCCUUUUGUACUGAGGUAUGUAACUUUCUCCUUAUUUGACAAGUAGAGGUUAACUUACUUGUCAGGGAGGGCAGACGUUUUUUUGUUUUGUUUCGUUUUUCGAAAUAAUGCUUUUUGCAAAAGAGGUAAGACUGAGACUAAAGGUGUUAUCUUCUGGUGUGCUCCUGGAAGUGUCUACCCUACAUUUGUGUCAGCUCAGGGUUGCAGUGUUGCCCAGAUGCAUUUUACAUCACUGUAAAGAGAUUACUUUUGUGGUUACUACCUGGCUUGGCUGGCCUUGCGGUUCACCAGAUUAAUUUACAAACUCCCCCACUUUAUUUUGUGCUAUGUAGAUCUGGCCAUACCUGUAUUAGUGACUGUCUUGCCUUAACCACACUUAAGCAACCCACAAAUUUCUUCCCAGAUUUGUUUCCUAGAUUACUUAUGAUACUCAUCCCAUGUCUCAAUAAGAGUGUCUUUUCUUUCUGGAUGUGUUCUCUUACUCCCUCUUACCACCAUACUUUUUGCUCUCUUCUGCAAGCGUAGUCUUCACAGGGAGUGGCUUCCUGACAUUUUUUUCAGUUAUGUGAAUGAAUGGAAACCAACAGCUGCUGCAAACACUGUUUUUCCAAGAAGGCUACACUCAGAACCUAACCAUUGCCAACCAUUUCAGUAUUGAUAAAAAGCUGAAUUUACUUUAGCAUUACUUAUUUUUUUUUUCCAUUUGAUGGUUCUUACUUUGUAAAAAUUUAAAUAAAUGAAUGUCUAUACUUUUUAUAAAGAAGUGAAAAUACCAUGACACUGAAAAGAUGAUGCUAUCAGAUGCUGUUUAGAAAGCAUUUAUCUUGCAUUUCUUUAUUCUUUCUAAUUAUCUAAAAUUCAAUAAAAUUUUAUUCAUAUAAAA